This is a messenger RNA of Athalia rosae (coleseed sawfly), 552 nucleotides long. RefSeq names its product peritrophin-1-like. The coding region runs from base 153 to 407 and encodes 84 amino acids. NCBI's taxonomy places the organism in Eukaryota, Metazoa, Arthropoda, Insecta, Hymenoptera, Athaliidae. The transcript is spliced from 2 exons. Gene Ontology annotation, cellular component: extracellular region. Gene Ontology annotation, molecular function: chitin binding. The record is from RefSeq and is a predicted model, not a curated record.
UUAUCGGCUUUGUGACGCAGAUCAUCCGCCGCUUUAAACAAAUAAAUGGUCCGGAUUACCAUCAAUAUGGCGUAGAUAAGACUAUUGCCCUUGUCUAUAAAACGGGCGACACGCUUCGAUUAACUUUCAGUUCGUAUCAAUAACCCGUCACGAUGAAAGCGCAAAUAUUAGCAAUCGCCUUUUUGGCCGCCGUCGCCUACGCAGCCUCGUUCUCCAAUCCUUGCCCGGUCGAGGACGGCGAAUUCGCCGUUUACAUUCGUAAUCCUUACAACUGCUCUUCCUACUACGUCUGCAGCAACGGCGUACCCCUUUUGAUGGCCUGCCCCGAGGGUCUGCACUGGAAUGUUUGGGUCAACACGUGCGACUGGCCAGCGAGUGCAAAGUGCAAACCUAUAACACUUGACUAGAAUAAUCCCGCCGACGAAAGUGCACGAUGACAUUCUCGAUAACGAUCCGAUCUACGACAAAUCUCGAUUUUGCGGAAGCGACAUGAAUCUGUGACGAAUCGCAGAUGCUCGAUGUAAAAUGAAUAAAGAAAAAUUUCUCAGCCGA